Messenger RNA from Nicotiana tabacum (common tobacco), 1101 nucleotides. RefSeq names its product methyl jasmonate esterase 1-like. Gene Ontology annotation, molecular function: methyl jasmonate esterase activity; methyl indole-3-acetate esterase activity; methyl salicylate esterase activity. Gene Ontology annotation, biological process: salicylic acid metabolic process; jasmonic acid metabolic process. The record is from RefSeq and is a predicted model, not a curated record. NCBI's taxonomy places the organism in Eukaryota, Viridiplantae, Streptophyta, Magnoliopsida, Solanales, Solanaceae.
CCAAAAGUCAAACUCCACAAAUUAUAAUAUCCCCUUUGUAAUGGUUCGUACUAUGUGCUCAUUUUUCAAAAGAAAGGAAAUAAAGAUGGAGAAAAGCAAGUUUCUAACAAGUCUAGUUCUAGUACUUGUGUUGUCAUAUGUGAAUGCAACAAUAUCAGGGCCUAAAUGGCCUAAAACGAGCAAGCAUUUCGUGCUAGUUCACGGGGCUUGCCAUGGAGCCUGGUCUUGGUACAAGAUUAUGGCGUCGUUAAAAACUUCAGGACAUAAUGUAACAGCUCUGGACUUAGGUGCUUCAGGGGUCAACCCGAAGCAGGUCCUUGAAAUCCCACAUUUAUCGGAUUAUUUUAGUCCGCUAAUGGAGUUCAUGGCUUCUCUUCCCGCAGAUGAAAAAGUAAUUCUUGUCGGUCAUAGCCUUGGUGGAUUUGCCAUUUCUAAAGCCAUGGAAAAUUUUCCAGAAAAGAUUUCAGUUGCUGUAUUUGUCACUGCUCUAAUGCCUGGUCCAACUCUCAAUGCAACCACCAUCUUUACUGAGUCAUCCAAGGCAGCAAUAUCUGCACUUGAUAAUCGUGUUACAUUCGAUAAUGGACCUAUGAAUCCUCCAACCACCUUCAGCUUUGGUCCGAAGUACUUGGCGAGUUAUCUUUAUCCCCUGAGCCCAAUUCAGGACUGGGCACUGGCUACUACAGUAGUAAGGCCAUUAUAUUUAUACAGUUCGGAUGACAUAUCAAAGGAGAUAGUUCUUUCAAGCAAAAAGUAUGGAUCAGUUAAGCGAGUGUUCAUUGUUUCUGCUGAAGAUAAAGUUCUAACGAAAGAAUUUCAACAGUUGAUGAUUGAAAAGAAUCCACCAGAUGAAGUGGAAGAGAUUUCAGGCUCUGAUCACAUGGCUAUGAUGUCUAAGCCCCUUCAACUUUUUACUCUUCUUAUGCGUAUCGCCAACAAAUGACAAGCUACCUUGAUUACAUCUUCAUGAAUAAUGCAUAAUUGAAAUAAAAUCAGAUUACCCUUGUUCUCACGUGUUAAAAUGAUGAAUCAGUCUUUUGCUCAUUGUGUAAAGAUUGUGGACACUGUUGUACAUAAGCAAGUUCUUAAUUCUUGGGCUUA